Messenger RNA from Dermacentor silvarum, 774 nucleotides. RefSeq names its product solute carrier family 22 member 7. NCBI's taxonomy places the organism in Eukaryota, Metazoa, Arthropoda, Arachnida, Ixodida, Ixodidae. The transcript has a single exon. Bases 1 to 774 code for a protein of 257 amino acids. Gene Ontology annotation, molecular function: transmembrane transporter activity. Gene Ontology annotation, biological process: transmembrane transport. Gene Ontology annotation, cellular component: membrane. The record is from RefSeq and is a predicted model, not a curated record.
AUGUUGCCGAACAAACCAGGGGUCGAGGAACCGAUUGCUGUGCGGCAAGAAAACUCGUAUCUGGAGGCACAAGGUGAAGUCGACGAUGAAAACAUUCCGUUAGGUGAGGGAGUGUUUCAGAAACGACUACUGAUCAUCAGCGUCCUGACCGGUGUCAUCAGCUAUGCGCAGAACGAGCUCUUCUGGAUGUCGUGGCGCGAGAUGGACCACUGGUGCCGCCGGCCGAGCGCAUUCUUUAACAUGAGCGUGGCCGCAUGGAAGGAGUUGGCCAUUCCGCGUUACACCAACGGAAGUUACAGCCGCUGCACGGUGCGCGUUCCGCUGGAAGGCGGCAUUUGGGCCCGCGUCGAGCCUUGCGUUCAAUGGGAGUUCGACCUGGACGAGCACGGCAACACCGCUGUCAGCGAGUGGAGUGUCGUGUGUCAGCGGGCACGCCUGGCCGACGCCGCCCAGGCUGCGCACCUCUUCGCCAUGACCGUCACGCUUAUGGCGGUGGGCCCUAUUGCCGACCGCAUUGGACGCAAGACGGUGGGAAUCCUGGCGCUCGCGGUUUUGCUGCCCACGCUGGCGGCGACCGGCGUUGCGAGCGACCUUCAGACAUUCAUCGUUGUGCGUUCAGUCACAGCGGCAGCCUCGGUCGGCCUCUUCGUCAUCAGAGUGCUGCUGUUCGAGAUAACGACCACGACCCGCCGACUGCUUUACACCACCAUCGGCUCCACUCUCGUUUCUCAUCCCGCGAUUGUUUCUAUCUUUCGCGUACGUGUCGAAGGCUAG